Capsella rubella is the source of this 711-nucleotide messenger RNA. RefSeq names its product protein phosphatase 1 regulatory subunit INH3. Gene Ontology annotation, cellular component: nucleus. The record is from RefSeq and is a predicted model, not a curated record. Bases 148 to 483 code for a protein of 111 amino acids. Gene Ontology annotation, molecular function: protein phosphatase 1 binding; protein serine/threonine phosphatase inhibitor activity. Lineage: Eukaryota; Viridiplantae; Streptophyta; Magnoliopsida; Brassicales; Brassicaceae. The transcript has 2 exons.
UUUCAGAUUUGUCUCCAUCAACCCUUUCAUUCAUCGGACAACAAACGUCUCGCUUCCUCUUCCUCCUCUAAACCUGGAACCAAGUUUUGUAGCUGCGAUAUUACGAAUUACGAUCUAUUCCCAGAUAACCGAAGCUUAUCUUUCGCCAUGAGCACAGCGACAAGGCCUUCUUCUUCAGCAACAACCUCUGUCAUAUUAGAAAACCCUGUUUCUCAAUCACAACCUACAGAAAGAUUAGUGCUUCGGUUGAACCGGAAGAAGAAGAAAGUUUCCUGGAAAGACGGGACUGUGGACAACGAGUUCAUGCAGAAGAAGAGUUCUAAGAAAUGUUGCAUCUUUCACAAGCAGAAGCCCUUUGAUGAGGAUGACAGCGAAGAAGAAGAAGAUAACAACCAUCACCAUCACCAUGAUCAUGAUCAUGACCAUGAACACUCUGAAUCUGGUGAGGCCUCUUCUUCUAAUGAUUCCAAAGCAGUUGCCUAAUUUAUAGCUAUGUAUUGAAGCUUUUUAAUAGAUCAUGGAAGAACACACAUUUGUCUGAGGUUUUGGUCUCUUCCCCUAUCUAACCCUGGUUGGGCUUUUUGUAUAUGUACAUGUAAUUUGCAGUUUCAUUGCAAUGUUGAUUUUAAUUCCUUGGUGCUCCUCUAUUUACAGUUAUGUUCAUUAUUAAAGCUUUUGCUAAUUAGUUAAGGAAUCACAAACUUUGUUAUC